CCAGAAGCAGAGCUGCCGGCGCGCCCAGACCGCGUGGCCCCGCUCCCGCCCGCGCACCGCGCCAAGCCAGGCCCGCGAGAGGCCAGAGGCGCCUGGGUCUUCAGACGCACGGGGGAAGCGACGCGAGCCCAGCCUGGGCGAUGGCGGCAGGGUCGGUGCACCAAGUUGUGGAGAAGCUGCAGGCGCGCCUGGCCACCAACCCCGACCCGGAGCAGUUGUGGAGAGAUUUGAAGACACUCUCCGCCUUGCCUAUCUCAGUAGCCAUUCUCGCCGACACCGGGGUCGGCAAGACAGUCAGUCGCCUGCGCAAACUCGAGCAGGUCGGGAGCCUUGCCAGGGACUUGGUGGCCCAGUGGAAGAAGUUGGUUCCUGUGGCAGGAAACACUGAGCCCGAUGAAAGGGACUUGGAGAAAAGCGAUCCCCGAAAGCGCCCCAGGGACGCCCUUCCGAAGGAGGGGGAAAUGGAAAGAGACCACCAAGAACUCGGCAGAUCCUCCCGUAGCCGAUCAGACGGCUCUGAGACCCGACAGAAAAAACACAGAAAACCCUCAGAGCUCGAGAGGCCCCGCCAAGUGUCCCACAGUCGUGAGAGGCCAGAGGAGAGAAAGAAGUGCCACAGAGUUUCCUCAGUUUGUUCUUCAGAGCUAGAAUCUUAUGAUUGCGACUGGUCCCCUCCAUCGUCCGCUGGUCCGCCUCAGAUGUCCGGGGACCAUCACAGACGCCCGGCCGAGGCCCACGUUGCACGCCAGAGGCCUGGAGAAGGCCACUCUGAUGCCUCCCAGGACAGACGGGGGCUCAGCUAUGAACGUCACCUGGGUGCACCCCAAGGGGAAGGGGCUGUGAGUCAAAGCAAGGAGCACAAAUCUUCCUACCAGGAUGAACGCCCGGUGGGUGCCAAGGGACAGAAGUUCUCUGUUUCGAUCACACACCAGGCCUUCCCCAGAGAGGAAAGCUCGAGGCCUCUCUUCCGGGACAGCGCAAAGGAGAAGCCGCCCUCUAGUGGUGUCAAGAAAGAGAAGGAGAGAGAGGGCCGCUGCGUCCAGAAGUUCUCCCCUCCCUCCGAGGUGGCUUCAGACCACCACCUCAAAAAGCGAAAGCACAGAGACUCAGAGAAAACCAAAUCGGACCAAAACAAGGAAAGUCUAGACACCUUAGACACAGGAAUGGGGCCAGGAGGCCCGCUGCCCAAGGUAAAAGAGAAGGUUUCUAGCAACCUAAAGACUCAAGGGAAAGUAAAAACUUCUCAUUGGGAUAGAAAGUCAGGGGGCUCCCUCCGUGAAGUUGCGGAGGCAGAUACGGAUGACGAAUUCCAGCCGCCCUCCAUGUCUUUUGAGUCAUACCUCAACUACGACCAGCCCCCGAAGAAAAAGAAAAAGAUUGUGAAAACUUCAGUCACUGCUCUUAAAGAAAAAGGACUUAAAAAAAAUGACUCUAAAAGCACUAGUGAAAACUUGGACUCAGUUCAGGAAUUGCCUAAGGUGAAUGAAAGCAAGUCGGAGAAGCUGCAGCUGUCUGGAGCCGAUUGCGCCAAGCUGAAAAAGGUCCCCACUGAUGCGUUUCCAGUGUUGCCAGACCUCCCAUUACUCAGCGUCAGGGCCAGUUGCUGUCCACUUCCUGCCUUUGAAUGGAUGCCCUCCGUCCAGCCAAAGCCAAAAGCACUGUCUUCACCCCAGGAAGAGGAAGAAGCCGGAUUUACUGGACGCAGAGUGAAUUCUAAGAUGCAGGUGUUUUCUGGUUCCAAGUGUGCAUAUCUCCCCAGAAUGAUGACCUUGCGCCAGCAGUGCAUCCAAGUACUUAAAAACAAGAUCGACUCAAUCUUUGAAGUGGGAGGAGUCCCGUAUUCUGUUCUUGAACCCAUUUUGAAGAGUUGUACGCCUGACCAGCUGUAUCGCAUAGAGAAAUACAAUCAUGUACUAGUUGAAGAAACAGAUAAAUUAUGGAAAAUUCAUUGUCGCCAAAACUUUCAGAAAGAAAGGCCUGAAGAGCAUGAGUCAUGGCGGGAGAUGUACCUGCGGCUUCAGGAUGCCAGAGAGCAGCGGCUCCGAGAACUGGCAGUGAAUAUCAAGUCUGCACAUGCGGAUAUGCCCAAAGGCCGGCAAGCAAAGAUGAUCCUUUUCAACUCCGUGGCCAAGACGCCUUCUGAUGUUCCAAGGAGGCAGGAGAAGUUUGAAGCAGGAGGAGCAGCUGUCCGGGAAAAAGCCAUGAUGAAGCCAGUCCCAUACCCCACAAGAAGCAGCCCUGCUCCCUCCAGCUGUGCCAGCAGCAACAGCGGUAACCUCAUCCCUGAGAAGCCGGCCUCUGACUGCCCAGGCACCAGCAGUGCCCACUUGGUGCAGGUGGUCAGCAACAGGAAACCUGCAAAGAAAAUUGCCCCGUUGAUGGCCAAGACAAUUAAAGAUUUCAAGAAAAGAUUCUCUCGACGAUAAACUGAAGACUUGCUUUGGAGAUGGAAUCUCAGGGGGAGCAAUACAAGGGCAGUGGGGGUUAGGGAAUGGAACUUCCAAAGGAGACUGGAGUCUUUAGCUUUGUGGAAACUUUUGGACUCUGACUCUUGUAGUUUUCAAGUGUUGCAUCUGUGAACCUAUGUGCCACAGCCACAGCCUCCCUACCUGGAGAACACUUUGCAAUUCUAAAGAUGAGAAGCCUCAGUCUCACCGAGGAUUAAAAGAUCAAUUAUACUUUUGUUGUUUACUAGCUUCUUUGUAAAUAAUAAGGCACAGUUAAUUAAUAAACAUUAUCCCCAGAUU
Molecule: messenger RNA, 2747 nt
Organism: Diceros bicornis minor
Lineage: Eukaryota; Metazoa; Chordata; Mammalia; Perissodactyla; Rhinocerotidae
Gene: ELOA2
Product: elongin A2
Exons: 1
Coding region: 141-2426 (761 amino acids)
Biological process (GO): transcription elongation by RNA polymerase II
Cellular component (GO): nucleus; elongin complex
Molecular function (GO): protein binding
Source: RefSeq, a predicted model, not a curated record